This is a messenger RNA of Saccostrea cuccullata (small rock oyster), 2775 nucleotides long. RefSeq lists its product as uncharacterized. NCBI's taxonomy places the organism in Eukaryota, Metazoa, Mollusca, Bivalvia, Ostreida, Ostreidae. The record is from RefSeq and is a predicted model, not a curated record. The coding region runs from base 376 to 2622 and encodes 748 amino acids. The transcript is spliced from 14 exons. Gene Ontology annotation, molecular function: copper ion binding; oxidoreductase activity.
CCUUAACAUGUUAUCGAUUCACAUGUUUUCAUGCUGCUAGAAAAAAGGUAUUCACGCAGGAGGACACUGACCGGCACUUUUUAAAAUGAUUUUAAACUGGUAAACUUAUAAACGGCACACUUUCAAGUGCCCAUGUACUAAAUGUAGCUGGCGUCCAGAUUUAUGUAAAGGCAAGGCCUUUGUCAUUCCGAAGUUUCACUGAAGUCCAGGUUACAACAAAAAUGAAAGUCGGGAUUUCUUAUUGGGCUACAAUGUGCUUUCCUCUGGUGCUGCUUUAAAGCUAUACUUUGUGGAUUUAAUCAUCGAGUGGUCCCUGCAUGUGAUGAAACUGAGGACGUCUGUAAAUUUGAGUUUGACGUUCGGUACAAAUUUUCCAUGGUGUAUUAUUUUAACGGGUACUCCACUCCCAUUGUUGUCAGGAACGGAACUUUACUGAAGAGAUCGGUAUAUAACAGUGAAAAGUUUGAACCUCUUACCCCUGAAGAACUAGAUGAAGUUUUAACUGUCGAUGGAGUCUAUAGACUAUUAUUCAGUAUAAAUGGAGAGAUGCCGGGUCCCCCUAUAGUUGUAUAUGAAGGACAAGUGAUCGAGGUCAUGGUAAAGAACAGUUUAUCUAAUGAAGCGUUCACGAUUCACUGGCACGGAAUGAUUCAGAAAAACACGCCAUGGAUGGAUGGAGCUUCCAUGGUUACCCAGUGUCCAAUCAACUCUGGCGACUCAUUUCUGUAUAGGUUUAAGGCAGAACCACGUGGUACCCAUUGGUAUCACUCACAUCAAGGUACCAUGAGGACUGACGGACUGGCAGGUCCUUUAAUUGUCCUCCCACGUGAUGAGCGGUUAGACAUACCGGAAGUGGAGGACGACUUUAUUCUGAUGAUCCAGGAUUGGAAUAGGAACAUAUCAUCCCUGGAAAGUCACCAGAUUCAACAUUAUAACAUGCACUUAUACACCAAUAAUUUUAAUUGUACGGACAACUGUUACCUGCCUACUCACACAGCGGAUGGGACUAAUAUGGGCGUAGUGCCAUUCCAUUCUGGACUUAUUAACGGAAAAGGUCACUAUUACCCACAUAAGUCGUAUGAUCCAUUGAUUGCGGAAAUUCCAAUAGAAACAUUUAAGGUGAAACCUGACAAGUACUACCGCUUCCGGGUCAUCAAUGCCGCCAUGAUGUUUUCCUUCCGGUUUUCAGUUGACGAACACAUGAUUCAUGUUAUUUCUACCGACGGAAAUGACGUAGAGAUGGAGACUGCACAGUCAGUGAUUAUUUCCAGUGGUGAACGUUUUGAUAUCCUUGUAAAGACAGAUGCAAACCCUAGAAAAAACUAUUACAUUCGGGCAGAAACAACCGAAGUCAAAAACAGACACAAUGAGGAAAUUUAUCCCGGAAGGACUUUGGCAGUUCUAAGAUAUGAAGACGCCCCGGAGGAAUUGCCAAAGACGACCCGCCAUGAGUGUACAAGAGAACGAGUGUGUAAAGUUCUUAACUGUCCAUUUGAACUAUACCCUGCAGAUGCUAAUAUUAUGUGCAUGUCCACUGCCGACUUCCGGUCUACACAGGAAAUGGUGAGCAGACAGCCGGUCCCCAUGCCUCCAAGGGGCGAGGAAAUUCGGGAGGACUUCCUUAACUUUCACUAUGCUGGGAAGAAAGGAAGUCCUUUCAUGGCGGCCAUUAAUGGAUACAAGUUUGAGUUUCCAACAUGUCCCCCACAGAUAACAUAUGACCCUCCCGCGCGCACUUGUUUCAAUGACUGUCAGGAUCAUGACUGCGAGGAUUACUGUGAAUGUACUCACACCCUGAAGUACGAUCAGCUGCCACUGAACACGGGGGUACAGAUGGUCCUUGUAAAUAAGGAUACGUUUAUUGGGGCUACAAAUCAUCCUAUUCACAUACACGGCCAUCACGUGCACAUCCUUAAGAUUGGCUACCCGGAAGUCGACCACGAAACUGGGUUAAUUGUGCAUGACACACCCGACAUCAGAUGCCGGGGACAAGAUUGUAAAUAUCCAGCCUGGAUACGUGAUGAAUGGGCAGGCGGGAACCUUCCAGGUCUCAAUUUAAAAAAUCCACCGUUAAAAGACACUGUUGUAGUACCACGCAAGGGUUAUGUUGUGCUGCGAUUUCCUCUUGACAACCCAGGGUACUGGUACAUGCAUUGUCAUAUGGAAGCCCACCAAUUGGAGGGAAUGACGAUGAUAAUCAAGGAAGGACUUCAUUCUGAGCAGAAGAGGCCCCCAAAGAACUUCCCCACCUGUGGCGAUUAUACUUGGUCAUUUGAUGAAUACGAGGACAUUGUCAAUGGACCCACAGUUGGUCUCGGGGCAGUGGCUACAAAUGGCGCCCAGGGUGAAUACACCAAAGAAUCCGCUACAGGGUACCAGGCCACGGAUGCCCAGGGUUACGCCUCACAGACAACUGUUACAAUUCUGAUUGUCGCCCUUUGUGCCACUCUUCUGUGUCUGGCUAUAGUUAUCAUCAAAUUAGUUAGAUGUAACCCUAAGCAAGUCAUUGUGAGUAGAGGAUCGUACAACGAAGGAGUCAAAUCCCACUCUUCCAAACUCUCUGGAACCGACAGACAACCGUUGUUGUCUUCUAGACCAAAAGUCACAGAAAUAGAAAUAUGAUGUAAACACUGUAAAGUAGUUAUAAUAUUCCUCAUGAUUUUGAAUAUUUUACAGAUAAAAUUUUAUCAAAGGAAUGAAUUUUACAGAUACCCAAUCUGAUUAAAGACAAUAAGGCCUGAUUUUAUACAAUAAACCGAUUUUCUCCGUCUGCAA